UCGAUCAAACAACUACGCGCCCCUUCGCUUCGAACCAUGCUUCUGAAAUCAUCUCUGAACAAGUCUUACUCCCUGCAAUGACCACCAGUCUAACGUCGGAAAAACUCCUCCACGCGGACGCCCACUUCCGGGUGUACCUCACCAAGCAGACCACGUCCACCAUCGGCUUCCGGUGGGACUUUGCGGAACCGCUGGCGGAACCGUUCGACCUCUUUAAAGUGGAAAAGUGCUACAGCUGCAAGCGAAACCUGUGGGACGUGGUCCACUGGGGAACGGGCUGGUCUGUGGUGGUCCGCAGCCUCGAGCAGAACCUGUGCUACUCGUUUCGGAUCAACGUGCUGCGGCAGAACGAGGAGGACGGACGGUUCCUGUACCUGAGAAAGUCCGAUGUGUUCAAGUCGUUUACGCUGCCCGAUGUUCCGUCAACGUUGUCCGUCUUUCGUGCGGUACGCAAGAGUCAACCGGCACUGAUCAGAAAGCUGUUGAGCAUCAAGCCAGCCUUAGUCAACGUACCAGUUCAUGGAGAAACCCUACUGUAUCAGGCAGUGAGGAACGGCAACCUGGAGGUCAUCGACCUGUUGCUGGAGUUUGGCGCUGACGUCAAUCUUGGAAUGCCGUGCAACGCGGAGACGCCACUUCACCUAGCGGUCUACAACAAGAACAUCAAGAUCGCGCGCCACCUGAUCGAGCACGGCGCGGACAUGGGGGCGGCCAACUGCGUCGGGAUGACCGCCGGCCACUACGCGAUCGACACCAACGAUCUGCACACGGUCAAGUAUGUGCUCGGGAACGGGGGAAGCCUGGAGGCGCGGGACCGCUGCAGCUGGACGUUGAUCUUCCGGGCGAUCUACAUGCACGUGAGCACCGAAAUCGUGAAGCACCUGAUGGAGCGCAAGUGUCGGCUGAAGGUGCGCGACCGAAACCGGCUGAUGCCGCUGGAUUACGCGCGGUUGACGCAACAGGAGGAGGUCAUACGGUUGAUCCGGAGGAGGUUGAAGAUUUAAGCGAUGGGAAACUUUUUUUUUAUUCGUACAACAU
This is a messenger RNA of Culex quinquefasciatus (southern house mosquito), 1038 nucleotides long. RefSeq names its product putative ankyrin repeat protein RF_0381 (gene flip). Lineage: Eukaryota; Metazoa; Arthropoda; Insecta; Diptera; Culicidae. The transcript has 2 exons. Bases 78 to 1004 code for a protein of 308 amino acids. The record is from RefSeq and is a predicted model, not a curated record. Gene Ontology annotation, molecular function: protein binding.